This is a messenger RNA of Clupea harengus (Atlantic herring), 2699 nucleotides long. It is a transcript of the gene lyset, whose product is annotated as lysosomal enzyme trafficking factor. The record is from RefSeq and is a predicted model, not a curated record. Lineage: Eukaryota; Metazoa; Chordata; Actinopteri; Clupeiformes; Clupeidae.
AGCGGACGCGUUUGUCCAAAGCGACGUACAAGGGAGAGAACAGUCAAGCUACGAGCAAUAGAAACCUAGUGUAACGAUAAAUACUAUUUUGCAUAAGAAAUAGAAAAAAGAAGUGCAGGAAUGUAACUGCUGUCAGUGCAAAUUAAGUAGGCUAGCCUACUAGUCGAAGUGCAAGUUAGGAAGGCCCAGCCCAGUACACGGUCAGAUUGUGAGGAAACCAACCGAACCAGUAAAACCUCUACAGAGAGGAGUAUGGAGAAUGAUGAAUUUCCGUCAGCGGAUGGGCUGGAUCGGAGUGGGACUCUACCUGCUGACCAGCGUGGCUGCUGUGUAUUAUGUGUUUGAGAUCAACCAGACUUACAAUCGCUUCACCCUGGCUCUAGUAGAGAAGACACAAGUGGUUCAAACCCCUCAGCCAGAGGACUCUGCCAGGGUUGCUUCUCCAGGGCCCCCCUUUUCCUCAGUCCCAUGGCUCCAGAGUUUGAAGACCCGUCUGCUGCUUCUGCCGUUCUGGGUGUGGGCUGGCCUCUUCCUCUUACCCUACCUCCAGGUGUUCCUUUUCCUGUAUUCCUGCACCCGAGCCGACCCCAAGACCAUGGGCUAUUGCAUUUUGCCCAUCUGCAUUGCUGUGCUGUGCAAUCGUCACCAGACUUUCACCAAGGCGUCCAAUCAGAUCAGCAGGCUGCAGCUGAUUGACACCUGAGAGGAUCAGUGAUGACACAAUGGGGGGCAAAUCAUGACACUGAAACACUUGUUGGUCGUGAAAUUGGACAGGUAGAUGUGUAGCCAGUGCAUCUCAGCAAGCUCCUUUGCAAUGAAGCACAUUUUGUAGGGGUUCAGUUUAACACUCCUUGUGUACUGGUUUAGUGUUUUGGGGAAACGAUUUGUGUGGUGGGGUUGUUGUUUUUUUAUGUUGGUGUCAGGAUCUCUAAACACUGUCAAGAGGUUUCACAUUUUUGUAUGUUUCUGAUUCAAAUUCCGACAAAAGACUGCACCAAACUGGAUCGUUUGUUAUUCUUUGUCUGGUGUCAGUAGAACAAAACUAUGGCUGUUUUUCACUUUAGAACAUGGACCUCUUCCAGUUUUUUCCAGAAGUCUUUUUUUUUUUUUUAAAUGAAAUAUGUCUUUAUGAAAAGUCUGGCAUACAGUUUGAUCUGGUACAUCUGAUUUAAGGUACAGAAUGACAUAUUUAUAUGAUUGAUUGCAACAAAACAACUUUUAAGUAAAGUAAGGGUGUUUUGCUAGUGCAUUUUUCAAGAUUAAGUUCUUUGUGUGACACUGAUAGAAUUGUUCCACCCAUUUGAAUGUUUUCAUCAGAUUUUAUUUUUCAGGCGGCUUGGUCUACAGUACAAGCAUAUAUCUUUAGUGGUGAAAGCCAGAUUGGGAGUUAAAAGCGUUCAGUUCCUUUUGAGAUGUUCAGUAUUAUGUGUUAUUCUUCAGGGGUGGUCCUGCAGUGAAAUAGUGAACACAGUGGUAAUGAUCAGUUUUCAUACCAGCGAAACUGGUGUCAACAGUUUCAUUCCAGUCAGUAUCAGUUACUUUCAGUAAUUCAUUUUACUGGCUGUUUUUCGCACAUUAAAUUAUAUGCCAUCUGUGCCAUUUUAAAAAGAUAUUUAAGAGGUUUUCUAUUUUAUUUGAAUUAUUUUAGUGUCUAAUUUAGGACUCUCAGUCCACAGGUAUCAGUGAUGCAUCAAAAUGUGUGAUGUAUAAAAAAAACCUAUACCUUUUCCAGUACGUCUUAAAAUCUGUCGUUUUCUCAACUGGAUGUUUUUGAGAAGCUUCUGGUUGAUUGAAUGAUUUCAAUGCGUAAUUUUAGAAUCUUUUCCUUGAGAUGUGAAUGGAAAGUACACCCAGCGGGAAAGAAUACUCAUGUUAACCAAUCCUAUGUGAAAAGGGACUCUUGUUUUUUUCUGUUUUAUACAUGGAUCUCCUAUGAAAUGAAAGCCAAAGGCAGGGUUCUAUGGAGCAAAUGAGGAAUUUGUUGGAAAUAUUAAGUGUCUAGCAGUGAAGCCAGUGGCCACUUUUGAAGUCAGAAUUGUAACACUUUCAUUGGGGAACAGAGAACAAAAUUCUGAUUUUAACACCCUUUCACUUACGCAGCAACAUCUGUCAUUUGGAAUUUUGUCUAGUUGAUGACCACUUACAUUUGAUUGAAACACGCAUGGAUUAUUACAAAAACCGAAAGCCACUUGGAGUGUAUUGUCUGUAGUUUUUUUUAACACUGGGUUUUCAAAAUCGUUGCCAUCUUGAGCCAGUUUAUCUGUUCAGAUCGCUGUGAGCCUUUGCCCACAAGAAAACAUUGUGGUCAAAAACAAAACUGAACAAUGUUAAGAUCAACAGAAUGAGUGUUUUUAUAAAAAAAAGAAAAAAAAGGCCUUCUGUGACAUUUCCUUUCUGUUGCUCAAAAUGGCUGUUUAGGUGUGCUGCUGGAAGCUUCAUGGGCAUCAUCAGCUGACAAUGUACCUGUUUCUCUGUGCAACUUUGGGAGAUGGGUUAAUAGUUAUGCCAUGUCAGAUGUGACCACAGAAUGCAGUAGCACAGGUCUACUUUUGUUGAUGCCAAAGACCCUCUCUCAAUUUCGGAACAUAGGAAAUAUCUAAAGCUUGCCCAAAAAGACACUACCUGUCACCAGUAGGAUGACAAUGUUGUCUUGUCUUUCUGAGGAUCUCAUUGGUCACAAAAUGAUUUAAAAACAAAGU